This is a messenger RNA of Vigna radiata var. radiata (mung bean), 1732 nucleotides long. RefSeq lists its product as uncharacterized. The record is from RefSeq and is a predicted model, not a curated record. The transcript is spliced from 2 exons. Bases 630 to 1574 code for a protein of 314 amino acids. Lineage: Eukaryota; Viridiplantae; Streptophyta; Magnoliopsida; Fabales; Fabaceae.
GAGAGAUACAUGUUUUCAGAGGGAUUGAUCUGGACAUGUGGUCAUUCUUUGAAGCGGUGGGAUUGGUUAGUGAAUUCAAGUAUGAUGGAGAGUUCAAGCUUUGGUGGAAGGGUUCGAAAGAAAAGGAAAUGAACAACCUCAGACCACUUACAGAUGACAGAGAAGCAAUUUUGUUGUCUAACUAUGCUGAGGCAAAUAAGGAGGAAGUUGAAAUCUAUGUUCAACAUCUCCAUCCAAGUCAGCCAGAUGAAAUUACUUUUCUUUCCUUUUGUGAGGAAGCAAUUGAAGAAGGAGUAGAGGUGAUGGUGGAGGAGAUGGAGAAAGAUGAUGAAGGUCGUGGUUAUGUUGUUGAAGAAGGUGAAGCAGAGGAUGAAGAAGAUUUUGGUGGGGUGGAGGGAAAUGUGGAAGUACAAGACUUAGUACUGGAUGGUGAGGAGGAAGAGGGGAUUGUUGAGGAAGAAAUGGUGGAAGAGCAAGAGGUACAGGAUGAAGAGGGCAAUGUUGUUGACGGUCAAGGGUUGGAAAAUGUUGAUGAAAGUGAGGAAGAGAGAAUGGCAAAUGAUGAUGAUGGGUUUGGGAUGGAGGAAGAGAGAAGAAAUAUUAAUCCGGUUUUGGAUAGGUGAAAGAGAAUGAGAAUGAAAAAGAAAAAUAUAAGUGUCAAAAGUAGAGUUGAAGAUAGUGAUGGGGCAUUUAUGAUUAAUGAAGAGGUUGGACAUCAUGAGAUAAAUGAAGAUUAUGAUACAAAUGAUUUGUCUUCAAAUGUAGAUAGUGAUGAGGAUGUGAGGGAUAAUAAGAGGCACUUUUCAAAGUAUAGAGCAGAAGAUAUGACGAAGGGGUUCAAAUUUAGAUUGGGAAUGGAGUUUAAGUCAUUGGAAGAGUUUAAGAGUGCGUUACAGGAGCAUAGUGUUUUGAAUGGAAAAGAAGUGAGGUUUGUCAAAAAUGACUUGAAGAGAGUAAGGGCAAUUUGUAAGAAGGGGUGUGGUUUUGUUAUAAUGGCUAGCAAGGUAGGAAGUAGCCAAACCUUCAGAUUAAAAACUCUAGUUGGGCACAAGUGUGGAAGGGCUUUUGGUAGCAAAAGUGCAAGUGUAGAAUGGAUUGCACAGGUUUUGGUUGACAGGUUUGUGAAUGUAGGAGGCAUGACAGUGAUUCAAAUCAUAGAUGAAAUAAAGAAGUCAUAUAGUGUUGGAAUAACUCAUUGGAAGGCUGGAAGAGCUAAGAAAAUUGCAAUGGAUUCCUUAGUGGGUGAUGGAGAAAGACAAUAUGCUCGUCUUUAUGACUAUGUGGCUGAGUUGUUAAGAGUAAAGGCUGGAACCUUGAAGAUUAAGGCCAACCAACCCCAACCCACCUUGCAACCAAGGUUUGGGUCAUUGUACAUGUGUUUGGAGGGCUGUAAGGAGGGGUUUUUAGGUAGUUGCAGACCUUUCAUUGGGGUAGAUGGUUGUCACUUGAAAACAAGUUAUGGAGGUCAGUUGUUAAUUGCAGUAGGAAGAUACCCUAAUGACCAGUACUUCCCACUAGCUUUUGCUGUGGUAGAAACAGAAUGCAAAGACACAUGGAUGUGGUUUUUGACAUAGCUCCUUGAUGAUAUUGGAGGCAUAGAUUGUCAAAGGUGGACCUUUAUUUCAGAUCAGCAAAAGGGAUUAAUGUCAGUUUUUGAUGAUAUCUUGAAUGGAGUGGAGCACAGACUUUGUUUACGCCAUUUGUACAGCAAUUACAAGAAAAAAUUUGGUGG